CAAUACACUGAAUGUAUGUUUGCACAAUGUGGUUGAGUAGUGAUUAAUAAAAGAUUGGCUAGAAUGCCAUGCAUGUGCCAUGGCUGGGCAGGAAGGAGAGAACAUGAGCUUAUUUUUUGCAACGUGAAUUGAGGAGGAGGGACCGACAUUGCCUUUUGGGUGGUCAUUCAGUCAUUGGAGUUGAUCUGCAGUCUGUAGUUCAGAAAGAAAGACUCGUGCCUGGGAUUGCAGCCUCCGUAAUGUAAAAAGUGAAAGUUUUAACAGUGCAGACGACUUAUUGAUGCCUAAAGAUCACCAUAGUCCUUGCACAGGCACAGCCACAUGCAGCUGGCACUGUGAGGUGGUUAUAUUAGAAAGCCUAUAACAACGAGAACAGCUCAAACAUGGAACUUUUUUGCUUGGAAAAGGACACAAUCAUGCGAGCUCAGAGAGAUCCAAACAUCUACUGCGAUGAAAGAGUAUUGCAAAGUCUUUUAACAGUGGAGGACAGAUAUGUUCCACAGGGACCCUAUUUUAAACGUGUCCAGAAAGAUAUUCAGCCUUUUAUGAGGCGGAUGGUCGCGACGUGGAUGCUGGAGGUUUGUGAAGAGGAGAAAUGUGAAGAGGAUAUCUUUCCCUUGGCAAUGAACUACCUGGACAGGUUUUUAGCUGCAGUUCCUACAAGAAAAUGUUUCUUGCAACUUUUAGGGGCCGUUUGUCUCUUCCUGGCUUCAAAAUUAAAAGCAUGCCAGUCGCUGUCGGCCAGGAAGCUCUGCAUGUACACGGACAACUCUAUUACAUCUCAACAACUGCUGGAGUGGGAGUUGGUGGUUCUAAGUAAAUUAAAAUGGAACCUGGCUGCCAUCACCCCUCUUGAUUUCAUCGAACACAUCCUGCACAAACUGCCCUUCCCCGAAGACAGACAGACGCUGAUCCGCAAACACGCGCAAACCUUCAUCGCCCUCUGUGCAACAGAUCACAGCUUCACCAUGUACCCUCCCUCCAUGAUCGCCACAGGAUGUGUGGGGGCAGCAGUAUGUGGCCUACAGCCCAACCAGAGCAACCAAAAUCUGUGGGGGGACAAUCUGAUGGAGCUGCUGGCUAAAAUCACCCACACUGAGGUGGACUGUCUGAAGUCAUGUCAAGAGCAGAUUGAGCAGUUACUGACCAGCAGCCUGAAAGAAAGUCAACAACAACAGGACGGCAGAGCCAACAACAAAGGGACGCAAUCUCAAAACCUGUCCUGCACCCCUACAGAUGUCCGUGAUGUCAAUUUAUGAUGUCAGUUCCUGAUCCUAACCACCUCACCUACUCAGCCUACAAAUGAUUCAGUUAUUAUUGUAUUACUGUAUUUAAGUUUUAUUUCAAACCCACGUAAGGUGACUGUGACGCCAUGGUCAAAUGCGCAUAAAAUACAAACACAAGCUUGACGUUUUAUUAAGGAGCAAAGCAGCUGCUGCUGCCGUCUCAUAUCUGCAGGCGGGGGCCUUUUACAUACUUGAAUUUAAAUUGAUUCGGCCUCAAACCAUGAUUAAAUAAUGCAGUAUGUGGUAUAUUGCUUAACAAAGAGCACACAUCUGUAUUGGCUAUUAAAUGCAACUUUAUCUAUUAAUACUAUUGAUAUUUUAUUGAAUAAUAAUAAUAAGGACAAUAUUACAUUAUUAUUAAGAAUGUUAUGCUUUAUAAAACAAAUACAUUAUUUACGAUAUAAAGUUUAUAUCGUAUAGAAUGUAUUGCUUUAGUAAUUCCCAGGGGUUGUUUUUUAUAUACUAGGUAAUUUAGGGUGCAUCCAGAUGUGAUCCCACGGAAAGCUAUUCUAGACAGAGACAUCCAUCUGUUUUUUCAGAGGGAUCAGUUUGCUUAUCAUCAAGAUAUUAAUACAAUGAUCUGAUGAGUUACUUCUUGGGUAUGAGUAACUCCAUUAGCAUAGGAUUUAUUUACAGAUGAAUGUAAUUGCAUGCAAUAAGCAUAUGAAUAUGUUAAAUGGUUUCUAUUCAUGCAUGGUGACCAUCACAGCUCCAUGAGGACACAGGACGGUUUUAGAUAGACUAAGUAUGUAGUGAACGUGAAGUAAAUGUGAGGGAGGCAAGGAAGAAAAGAGGUGAAGUGAAGAACACAGAUUGAAAGAUUUUGCACGUGAUUGAAAUAUGAAAGGUUUUAGACAGAGGGUUUCUGAAACGAUCUAAUCGUCGGAUGAAUAAAAUGUGCUUUUGACAUUUAAAAACACCAUCACAUGUGAGUCAGAGACACUCGCUAUGCUGAAUGGAUUUAUGGUGGUUUAAUGAUUUGGGAGUUUUAAAAUCCUUCCUAGCAAAAACACAAUACAAAUGCACUUUGAGAUAUCACCUCUCGCUGGUUAUCUGUGCUAUACAAGAGGAGGGCAUGGGUUUUCUUUUUUUUUUGGCAUUGUUUUUUUUUUUUUUUUUUUUUAAGUUAUUUUUGUUUUGGGGCUGGUUUCCCAUAUUAGGUGUGCUUGCGGGUUAUAGUUUUAAUUUUAGACCAACAAAUUCAGACCGUAAACUGAUCUAACAGUCAGCAACUGCCAUAGAAAUGGUUUGGUUUGACAUGCCAAGAUUAGUUGUUGUUGUUGUUAGUUUUUUUUUUUAGUUGUGUUAAAUUCAUGUCAGCAUAGAUAGGACAUCAUCAAAUUUCAUUAAAUCACUUUAUUUUAUUUGUCUGUUUUAUUUUAUUUUGUCAUCUACUUGAACUUUCUCAUUUAUAGGAAGAAGAUAUUUGGAAACAUUAUGGCAAUUUUCUUUCUCUUUCUUCAUUAGUUUGUUCUUGCACUUUUGAAAAUUGAUUUCUUAAGUCAGUUCUCUUUAUAUUAGUGGGCCUAAACGUAACUCAGAGGUCUGAGGUGUUUACUUAAAAUAUAACGUGUUGUGACCAAUGUUCCAUUCCUACACAUGUAUGCAAAUGAACUCUACGUUUAUGCUCAGUUUGAUAAUGAGUUUUUUUGAAACAAUGUUCAGGUUUUUUAAUAAUUUUCACUGAGUUUCUGUGCUAUCAUAUCCCUAUGUUAAUUUUGUGUUUUUUUUUUCUCCCAGUUCCUUUAUUUCUGUGUAAAUGUUUAAACUUGUGUUCCAGUGCUGCUAAAAGAAAAAGAAAAAUGAAAAAAGAGCUAUUGCAUACCUUCAGUUUUCAUGUUGCUGCUAUAUCACAGGAUCAUUGAACGUGUUUUCAUGGUGGCUGCUUGUCUGUUUUCUGUUUGCAUUUACACUGUCAUUUAUUUUACUGCAGACGGACCUUUAACAUGCAUGUAAGUGUUACUUUCAAAUCUGCAUGAACAGUCUUGCCUCAUUUGUUCAAUGCUGUCUGACUUGACUUUUGUCUUACUUUUUUCCCUAGCUAUUAUAUUAAUAUGUGUUAUGAAACGUGUUUUAAAACGCCUUAAUUGCUUUCAAAUAAUGUUCCUGCCCACAGUCGAAUUACCUCACAGUACUUCAGUCAAGAGUAUAUGGAGGAGAAGUAGGAUUAAAAAGGGUAUUUGGACCUCUUUAACCAGCAAGUUACCCUAAGACUUAAGUUACAGGUUAAGCCUUCAACUUCUUUUAUUAACUUGUCUGUUAUCAAACAUAUAUAAAUGUACUUACCAGGAUGUAAGACCGGGGCAACACAUUGUUUAGAUACGAGAUAUUAUUUUUAUUUUAUUUUGUUUAAAUUAUUUUGAAGCAGCCAUCCGUUAAAAGUUCCACAUGCAAACAAAUCCAAAGAAGUGGCAUUUCAGCAAUACCAUAAUUUCUCCCUUUUUAUCCGUAAGUUUGAAUAUUUACCUCAUUUUGGCCUAUCACACAUUAAAUUCAAUAAAUAUCAAUUUGAAUAAAA
This is a messenger RNA of Pimephales promelas (fathead minnow), 3804 nucleotides long. The record is from RefSeq and is a predicted model, not a curated record. NCBI's taxonomy places the organism in Eukaryota, Metazoa, Chordata, Actinopteri, Cypriniformes, Leuciscidae.